UAAGGAGGAGGAGGAGAAGGAGGAGGAGGAGGAUAGACGCACGAGAGCCGCGGAGCCAUUUUGUCGUCAUUUUUAAACUCCGUGGGCUGGAACGCAGCUGCUGCGCGCCGUGGAUCCACUGACACUAUGGAUACAAGUUAAAACUUCCAACAUGAAGGAUAAACGUAAAACGCGCCGCUGGGAGAGGGAGAGUUAACGCAAAAAAAGCUGUUUUGUGGAUAUGUCAAGCAUGGAGCUGUGGAGUAUUUGGAUUUGGGUUUGUGCCCUCAACGCGCAGCUUGUGGCAUGUUUGGAGAUUCACCUCACGGAGACUUUACAAGCCGGGACCCUCUUAGCGAACCUGUCCCUCGGACAGGGAUGGACUUAUAAACUUGACAGGACUUUAUCUCCUGAAAACACAUGGAAUAUUUUCCAGGUUGGGAAGCACAGUGGACUUAUCAGACUGUCCCAGAAAGUGGAGUGUGCGCGCAUGCUGAGGAACCCUGCGCCGGUUCACUUCAGAAGCAAUUCGCCUAAUUCCGGAGAUGAGGUCUUGACACAUUUCAGCGUGUUUGUCCACGGACAGGACUGUUUCAUUAAAUACAAGAGAAAGACAACUCCAGACAAGGUGGACGUUCACAUUAAACACUCUUUAGAACUGGUGAUGGCGUCCUGUCUACCUGCAGGGGAUUUGCUUUUUAACACAACACAACUUUUACCUUCUUUAACAAGGAGCACCACCUUUCUGGACACUAUGUGUGUUGGACAACAUUUAGCCGCUCUGUUUAGACAGGGAGGUUUGUAUUUUGUCAGUGACUUGUGUCCUGAGAGUAUCAGGACGCUGGAUUUGGACUGUCGGCUACACAGCUCUGAAGGCAUCCGACUCAACAUGCAGCUCACUUUGUCUUUUGGAAAAGUAUCUAAACACGGAUCCAUACAUGAGACAGUUGAGGGAAUGACUAGGGAAUCAACCCGGAGAGGUAAGCGACAGGUCAACACGGCCCCCCAGUUCCAGCUACCAAACUACCAGGUGUCUGUGCCUGAGAAUGAGCCUGCCCGGACGCGGGUCAUCACCCUGAAAGCCACAGACCCAGACGACGGCGAGGCUGGGAGGCUGGAGUACGGAAUGGAAGCAAUGUUUGACAGCAGGUCCAAUGACUUCUUCACCAUUGACACUCAGACAGGCAGCAUAGCAACCAUCCAAGCGUUAGACCGAGAAGUCAAAGACACGCAUGUUUUUAAAGUGACUGUCAGUGAUAACGGGACGCCGAAAAGACACGCCACUUCUUACCUCACUGUCACUGUGAGCGACACCAACGACCACGGCCCGGUGUUCGAGCAGAAUGAGUACAGAUUCAGCAUACGUGAGAAUGUCGAAGUUGGCUUUGAAGUGAUGACCAUCCGUGCUACUGAUGGGGACGCCCCAGCUAACGCUAACAUGAUCUAUAAAAUAAUAAACAGCGAUGGCGUUAAUGUCUUCGAGAUAGAUCCCCGGAACGGCUUGGUAAGGAUCCGAGAGCGACCAGACAGGGAGACGAGAGCUCAGUACCAACUGAUUGUCGAGGCUAACGACCAAGGCAAGGACCCCUGUCCUCGUAGCGCCACCGCAACGGUUCACAUUUCUGUGGAAGACGAGAACGAUAACUACCCACAAUUCAGCGAAAAGAGGUACGUCGUGCAAGUGCAGGAGAACGUGGCCAUCAACACCAAAGUCAUCCAAGUCGAGGCGACAGACAAAGACGAAGGGAACAACGCUAAAGUCCACUACAGUAUAAUCAGUGGCAAUGUCAAAGGUCAGUUUUACAUCCAUUCGCCGACUGGUGUCAUUGAUGUCAUCAACCCUCUGGACUACGAGAUGAUCCGGGAGUAUAAUCUGAGAAUAAAAGCGCAAGAUGGCGGCAGGCCUCCGUUAAUAAACGGCACUGGAAUGGUGGUGGUGCAAGUGGUUGACGUUAACGACAAUACCCCCAUGUUCGUCAGCACGCCUUUCCAGGCUACCGUUUUGGAAAACGUAGCAAUCGGCUACUCUGUCAUUCACAUUCAAGCAAUCGAUGGCGAUUCCGGGGAGAAUGCCAGACUGGAGUAUCGGCUAACUGAUACCCCUCCCGGUUUCCCGUUCACCAUCAACAACAGCACCGGGUGGAUUACAGCAAGUGCAGAACUGGACCGGGAGACGACUGAGUUCUACAGCUUUGGUGUGGAGGCCAGAGAUCAUGGCAUUCCUGUCAUGUCAUCCUCAGCUAGCGUUAGCAUCACUGUCUUAGACGUUAAUGAUAAUGUGCCGACAUUUACAGAGAAGAUCUACUCGCUUAAAAUCAACGAGGAUGUCGAUGUCGGGACAAGCGUGCUAACGGUGACCGCUCUGGAUCGGGAUGUCAACAGCGUAGUAACCUAUCAGAUUUCAAGCGGCAACACCAGGAACCGCUUUGCCAUCACCAGCCAGAGCGGCGGAGGUCUUAUCACUCUGGCCCUCCCGUUGGACUACAAGCAGGAACGUCAGUACGUUUUGACCGUCACCGCUAGCGAUGGAACCCGCUCGGACACUGCGCAGGUUUUUAUUAACGUUACGGACGCCAACACACACAGGCCCGUUUUCCAAAACGCCAACUACCAAGUCAUGCUCGGUGAGGAGCAACCAAUUGGAUCUACCGUGGUGGUGAUUAGCGCGACAGAUGAAGACACAGGAGAAAAUGCACGUAUCACAUACAUUAUGGAGGACAGCGUUCCUCAGUUUAAAAUAGACUCGGACACCGGUGCCAUCACGACCCAAAUGGAGAUUGAUUAUGAAGACCAGGCGUCCUACACCUUGGCCAUCAUUGCUAGAGAUAACGGCAUCCCGCAGAAAUCGGACACCACCUACGUGGAGAUUAUUAUCCUGGAUGCUAACGAUAACGCUCCUCAGUUUCUCCGAGACAUGUACCAGGGCAGCGUGUUUGAAGAUGCACCUGUCUACACCAGCGUCCUCCAGAUUUCUGCCUCAGACAGAGAUUCCGGUUCCAAUGGCAGACUAAGUUAUACAUUCCAGGGCGGUGAUGACGGCGAUGGGGAUUUCAUCAUUGAGCAAUAUUCCGGCAUCAUCAGAACAGCUCGGAAGCUUGACAGAGAGAACGUUCCUGUUUAUAAUCUGAAAGCUUUUGCUGUAGAUCGGGGGGUUCCUCCUCUAAAAGCAGCUGUUCCCAUACAUGUUGUCGUUCAGGACAUAAACGACAACGCUCCAGUGUUUGAGAAGGAUGAGUUGUUUAUUGACGUAAAGGAAAACAGCGCAGUCGGAUCCGUUAUUGCCCGGAUCACCGCCACCGACCCCGACGAGGGCACAAACGCUCAGAUCAUGUACCAGAUAGUUGAAGGGAACUUUCCACAGAUUUUCGAGCUUGAUAUCUUCAACGGAGAACUCUAUUCACUCAUAGACCUCGACUAUGAAACCAAAACGGAGUACGUCAUCGUGGUCCAGGCCACCUCUGCGCCUCUUGUGAGCCGAGCCACUGUGCACAUCCGAUUGGUGGACAUGAAUGACAACAGACCAGUGCUACGAGACUUUGAGAUCAUUUUCAACAACUACGUCACCAACAAGUCCAAUAGUUUCCCAUCAGGUAUCAUCGGGAGGGUACCCGCAUAUGACCCGGACGUGUCGGAUAAGUUGCGGUACACCUUUGUGUCUGGAAAUGAGCUCAGUCUACUUCUGCUUAACGAGGACACGGGGGAUUUGCGGCUAAACAAGGACUUGGAUAAUGACAGACCAUUAGAAGCGCCCAUGAUCAUCUCCGUCACAGAUGGUAUCCACACCAUCUCAUCCCUCUGCACCCUCCGCGUCACCAUCAUCACUGACGACAUGUUGACCAACAGCAUCACGGUGCGCCUGGAGAACAUGUCCCAGGAGCGCUUCCUCUCGCCUCUGCUCAGCCGCUUCGUGGACGGCGUGGCGGCCGUGCUCUCCACCAAGCGCGAGGCCGUCUUCGUGUUCAACAUCCAGAACGACACCGACGUGCAGGGCUCCAUCCUCAAUGUCACGUUCUCGGCCAUGCAGCCCGGAGGAGGGCCGGGAAAGGGGACGUUCUUUCCUUCGGAGGAGCUGCAGGAGCAGAUAUACUUGAACAGGACUCUGCUCAGGCUCAUAUCUUCUCAGGAGGUUCUGCCAUUUGAUGACAACAUCUGCCUAAGGGAGCCCUGUGAGAACUACAUGAAGUGCGUAUCCGUGCUCAAGUUCGACAGCUCUCCCCCCUUCAUCGCCUCGGACACGGUUCUCUUCCGGCCCAUACACCCCAUAAACGGGCUGCGCUGCCGCUGCCCCACGGGCUUCACGGGGGACUACUGCGAGACCGAGAUCGACCUGUGCUACUCUGGACCAUGCAAGAACAACGGGAGGUGUCGCAGCAGAGAGGGCGGCUAUACCUGCGAGUGCUUGGAAGACUUCACCGGUGAGCACUGCGAGGUCAACGCCUCAUCGGAUCGCUGCGUGCCAGGCGUGUGCAAAAACGGCGGCGAGUGCGUCAACCGUCUGGCCGGCGGCUUCGUGUGCCAGUGUCAGCCCGGCGAAUACGAGAAGCCUUACUGCGAGAUGACCACGCGUAGCUUCCCCAGACAGUCCUUCGUCACCUUCAGGGGCCUGAGGCAAAGGUUCCACUUUACUGUCUCGCUCAUGUUUGCUACCAGAGAAAGGAACGCCCUGCUGCUCUACAACGGCAGGUUCAACGAGAAACACGACUUCAUCGCAUUGGAAAUCAUCGACGAACAGAUCCAACUCACCUUCUCUGGAGGUGAGACCAAGACGACAGUGUCCCCCUUCAUCCCAGGUGGCGUCAGUGACGGCCAGUGGCAUUCUGUCCAGCUCCAUUACUACAACAGGGACGGGGGGAGUCUUGUGGACUCCAGUGGGCUUCUGCGGCUCCCGCUCUAUACCGCCUGGCUGGAGCUGGCGCAGAAGGAGCCUAACAUCGGGCGCCUGGGAAUCCCCCAUGGACCCUCUGGGGAGAAGGUGGCAGUGGUUGCCGUGGACGACUGUGACAUCUCCAUGGCGAUACGCUUUGGGAAGCAGAUUGGAAACUACUCGUGCGCUGCCCAGGGAACACAGACCGGACAAAAGAAGUCACUAGACUUGACUGGGCCGCUAUUGCUGGGUGGUGUUCCCAACCUGCCUGAAGACUUCCCGGUCCGAAACAGACACUUUGUGGGUUGUAUGAGGAACCUGAGCAUCGACAGCAGGCCUGUUGACAUGGCCAGCUACAUUGCCAACAACGGAACCGCAGCCGGAUGUCCGGCAAAGAGAAACUUCUGCACGCCAAGUGUGUGUCAGAAUGGAGGAGUGUGUGUCAGCAAGUGGAACACAUACAGCUGUGACUGUCCAACCGGUUACGGUGGCAAGAACUGUGAACAAGUGAUGCCGUCACCUCAGUUCUUUGAUGGCAAGGCUCUUAUUUCCUGGAGCGAGCCAGACGUCACCAUUGCAAUUCCCUGGUACAUGGGUCUCAUGUUCCGGACUCGGCAGCCUGCUGGCACCUUGAUGCAAGCCAACGCUGGCCCCUCCUCUACCAUAAAUCUCAUGGUCAGCGAGCAACAAGUUCGUAUGGAGGUGUUGCUACGGCAACAAAUGGUGGCGUCAUUGACCUUUCCGCAAGUUCGGGUCAACGACGGGGAGUGGCACCACCUGCUGGUAGAGCUGAGAAGCGUAAAAGACGGUAAAGCCAUCAAAUACAUGGCUGCCGUGUCCCUGGACUACGGCAUGUACCAGACGUCCAUGGUGAUCGGGAACGACCUCCCAGGGUUGAAACUUCAAACUCUUCAUGUUGGAGGUUUGCCUGGAGAGAGCAAUCAUGUCAGGAAAGGAUUUGUUGGCUGCAUACAGGGUGUCCGCAUGGGUGAGACGUCCACCAACGUGGCCAACGUCAACAUGGCCCGCGGUCUGAAGAUCCGUGUGGAGGACGGCUGUGACCUGGCCGACCCUUGCGACUCAAACAUCUGCCCCGAGAACAGCCACUGCAGCGACGACUGGAGUACUCACACUUGUGUCUGCGAUCCCGGUUAUUUCGGUAAAGAGUGCGUGGAUGCUUGUCAGCUCAACCCGUGUGAGCACGUUUCCACGUGCGCUCGCAAGCCAAGCUCCUCCCACGGAUACACAUGUGAAUGUGGUCACAGCUACUAUGGCCAGUACUGUGAAAACAAGAUGGAGAAGCCAUGUCCUCAGGGUUGGUGGGGCAGCCCCAUGUGCGGACCCUGUGGCUGCGAUACAAGCAGGGGCUUUCACAGCGACUGCAACAAGACCACCGGGGAGUGUCGCUGCAAGGAGAACCACUACCGCCCUGAAGGAGGCGACACUUGCUACCCAUGUGAGUGCUUCUAUGUCGGUUCCCAGUCUCGGACCUGUGACCCUGUCACCGGGCAGUGCCCCUGCAAAGGCGGAGUCAUCGGCCGCCAAUGCAACCGCUGCGAUAACCCCUUUGCUGAGGUCACUACCACUGGAUGUGAAGUGGUGUAUGAAGGCUGUCCUAAAGCGUUUGAUGCGGGUAUUUGGUGGCCGAAGACCAAGUUUGGACGUCCGGCUGCCAUGAACUGUCCCAAAGGAUCUAUUGGUACUGCCAUUCGCCACUGUAGCGACGAGAAAGGCUGGUUGUCGCCUGAGCUUUUCAACUGCACCACCGCCUCCUUUGCUCAACUGAAUAAACUGAAUGAAGAACUACGCCAUAACAGCUCAAGGAUGGACAAUGAGCGCUCCAAGAACAUAGUGCGUUUGCUCCACGGCGCCACCAACGGCACCAAAGGUUACUACGGCAACGACGUGAGGACAGCCACCCAGCUGCUGAACCACGUGUUGCAUUAUGAAAGCCGCCGGGCGGGAUUUGACCUCACCGCUGCAAAGGAUGCAGAAUUCAAUGAAAAUUUGGUUCGAGCUGGAAGCGCCAUACUGAACCCAGACACUAAAGCACACUGGGAGCAAAUCCAGAAAACAGACGGGGGCACGGCUCACCUGCUUCGGAAUUUUGAGGAAUAUGCCAACACUUUGGCAAGGAACGUCAGGAAAACCUACUUGAAACCCUUCACCAUUGUUACGGACAACAUGAUAUUAUCCGUAGACUACCUUGAUGUGUCGGAUCCUCAGAAGACCACGUUCCCCCGUUUCCAGGACAUCCAAGAGAAAUAUCCCGAAGAGCUCGGGUCCUCAGUCCACUUCCCUCAAUUCAACACGCAGCCUCGGCGACACAGAGUGGAGACCACUCCAGUUCCUGCCUCUCAGACGGACACCCCACUGGUGGAGAAACAUACAGAGUCUGACAGGAGCCGCCGCCACCUUGAACCAGUUGCUCAUCUGCCAGUUGCCGUGGUGAUAGUAUAUAAAUCUCUAGGGAAGCUGCUUCCGGAGAGAUAUGACCCAGACCGCAGAAGUUUAAGAGUCCCUAACCGUCCGGUGAUCAACACAGCCAUCGUGAGCGCCACGGUACACAGUGAGGGUCCACCCCUUCCUUUGGUUCUGGACCCGCCCAUCACAUUGGAGUACUCACUGUUGGAAACAGAGGAGAGGACAAAACCUGUUUGCGUCUUCUGGAAUCACUCCAUUGCGAUCGGAGGGACCGGCGGGUGGUCCUCAAAAGGGUGCGAAGUGCUCAAGAGGAACACCAGUCACAUCAGCUGUCAGUGUAACCACAUGACCAGCUUUGCCGUGCUCAUGGACAUGUCCAAACGAGAGCACGGUGAUGUUCUGCCGCUGAAGAUCGUCACCUACACCACAGUGUCGGUCUCCCUCUUCCUGCUGCUGCUCACCUUGGUGCUGUUAUGUCUCCUGCGGCGCCUCAGCUCCAACCUGCACGUCAUCCACAGGAACCUGGUGGCCGCGCUGUUCUUCUCCGAACUCGUCUUCCUGCUCGGCAUCAAUCAGACUGAAAAUCCGUUUGUAUGCACAAUAAUAGCCAUCCUCCUGCAUUACUUCUACAUGUGCACCUUCGCUUGGAUGUUUGUGGAGGGGUUGCACAUCUACCGCAUGCUGACAGAGAUGCGCAACAUCAACCACGGUCACAUGAGGUUCUACUACGCCAUGGGCUGGGGAAUCCCGGCUAUAAUCACUGGUUUGGCUGUUGGCCUUGACCCUCAGGGUUAUGGGAACCCCGAUUUCUGUUGGCUGUCCGUCCAAGACAACCUCAUUUGGAGCUUUGCCGGACCUAUAUUUGUUGUUGUCCUGGUCAACAUUGUGAUCUUCAUCCUGGCCGCAAAGGCUUCCUGUGGUCGCAGGCAGAAAGCGGUUGAGAAAUCAGGCGCUAUCCGGGCUCUUCGCUUGGCCUUCCUCCUACUGCUGCUCAUCAGCGCCACCUGGCUGCUAGGACUGAUGGCGGUCAACAGCGACGUGCUCACCUUCCACUACCUGUUUGCCGGCUUCAGCUGUCUGCAGGGUGUCUUCAUCUUCUUCUUCCACAUCGUCUUCAACAAAGACGUGAGGAAACAUCUUAAGAACGUCUUCACAGGAAAGAAGAACCUAUCUGAGGAGACGGCCGCCGCACGGGCAGCUUUGCUCACGCGCUCUGUCAACUGUAAUAACAUGGAGGACAGCCACCUGUACCGCUCAGCCAUCGGGGAGUCCACCAUCUCCCUGGAGAGCACGCUCAGGUCAGCAAAGAGCCGCAGCAGUUACCUGGCUUAUACACUCAGGGAAGAGUCAGGCCAGAAGCCCAGUGUCUCAUCAGGAAAGGUGAAAGGACACACUGAUCUUGACGGGCCUCUCUUCCACAGAAGUGCCUCCAAGGGAGAUGACUCUGACUCAGACAGUGAACUGUCAAUGGACGAGAACAGCUCCUCCUACGCCUCGUCUCACUCUUCGGAUAGCGAGGACGACGACAUUGACGUUAAGCCCAAAUGGAAUAACGAGAGGCAGCCUGUUCACAGUACGCCUAAAGUGGCCUCGGUGUCUAAUCACAUGAAGCCGUACUGGCCAACGGAUGCCACGACAGCCAGCGAUAGCGAGGACCCUGGUGGUGUGGAGAGGCUGAGGGUGGAAACGAAGGUAAAUGUGGAGCUGCACGCUGAAAAUAAGCUGAACCACAAUGGAGAAAGAGAUAAGGAGGAACCUCAGGAUGGAGUCAAGCAGACAGCUAGCAAUGCAAAGGACACAAGUACAAUAAUAACACCAGCUGGUCAAACCAACAGCAACCACCAACCAGAGCAGAGAAAAGGUAUCUUGAAGAACAAGAUCAGCUACCCGCCCCCGCUGACCGAUAAGAACAUGAAGAACCGUCUACGGGAGAAGCUGAGCGACUACAACUCCCCCACCAUCACCUCCCCACCGCCCAACAAUAACAUGGCUUCCCCCCAGCCUCCGACUUCCGUCAACAUCAUGGCGCCUUCGUCCCGACGACCCUCGUUGGCCUCCACUGACGGAGGCGGAGGUCGUCCACAAGGCAACCACGACAACGGUUCCCUCAUCAAACCUCCCGUCGCGCCGAGACCGCAGAUUCCCAUUGAGGCGUUUCAGGCGGGAAUGUACCGUGACACCAACGGCGGGGUGGCGAUGCACUUGAAGUCGGGGACGGUCAACGGCGGCAAUGGAUCUGACUCCGAUGGCAGUAACGAGACUUCGAUCUGACCUGUUAGGGACAUUCAGACCAGCCCGCCGUUGUGAGGGGACGCGACAGGAUGGGACGGGACGGGACGGGAGGAGCGCCACAGUCGUCUCCACACCUCUCUUGGAGAGCAGUAUUAAACAGCAAACAGAAGGACUGCCUUGGAAAAAGAAGGAUAAAGGGAACAAACUGGUAUGAAACCUGUGCCAUAAAAAGGAAAUAAAAGGGGGGGUGCAGAGACUCAACACAUGAAGACUUCCCCUUGGAAUGUAUUGCAAAAUGACUUCACCGCUACGGUGCACUCUGCAUUGUGACUUCCCAUGUUGGUGGGCAAAGGUAGGAAACGCUUUGGGACCCAGAUGCAUCACCACGCAUCAACAUGUUGGUACAUUUGCAGUCCGGUCGGAUUUCAAGGACUGGAAAGCACACAAGGAACACACACAAAUGGCGCCUUUUGUUUUUCUUUUGUUGAACUGUUUUGAUCAAACUUGAACAAUCAGGAGAGCACACGUGCCUUCAUCUCGGACCGGGGGCCUUCCAAACACAUGCAUGCAUUUUAAAUAGAGCGAGAAAGCACUAAUGGAAGGACGGAGAGGCAUUUUAGCACUAGAAACCUGUGAAGCAUUCUUUACCACUUACCAAAGUCAUGAAGCUUUUGCCUAGUCACAUACUUUAUAAACUAUACACAUGCCGAAUUUGGGAACCAUCAAGAGUUUACCAUCUUGCAGCUACUUUCAGGCAACUUAAUGUUUACCGCUCACAAGGUGCCUUUUUGGACCGUACAUCCUUUCUACUGUGUUCUACCUGUGUAAUCAAUGUUGUUAAUACGUGCUUUUUUUAAUGAUCAGACACUGGAAAUGUUUUGUAACAUAAUGUAUAUUUAUUUUUUAUGGACUUUUAAAACACUGGAGUAAAAUAAUUUUGAUUUUUGCUGAAAAAUUAAA
This is a messenger RNA of Doryrhamphus excisus (bluestripe pipefish), 10459 nucleotides long. It is a transcript of the gene celsr1a, whose product is annotated as cadherin EGF LAG seven-pass G-type receptor 1a. The record is from RefSeq and is a predicted model, not a curated record. Gene Ontology annotation, biological process: G protein-coupled receptor signaling pathway; cell surface receptor signaling pathway; homophilic cell-cell adhesion. Lineage: Eukaryota; Metazoa; Chordata; Actinopteri; Syngnathiformes; Syngnathidae. Gene Ontology annotation, cellular component: plasma membrane. Gene Ontology annotation, molecular function: calcium ion binding; G protein-coupled receptor activity.